ACUUUGCUUUUCUUCUGUCCGAUCCAGAGGAGUGAAAAAGGAAGAAUAUGUCAGGCCCUCAGUGCUGUUCGAACCCACCAACACUGAACCCCAACAGUGGAGGAGGCCAUGUUGAGGAGAUUGGUGGCCUCAAGUCCUAUGUCACCGGCUCUCCUAAUUCCAAAUCUGCCAUUCUUCUUGUCUCUGAUAUAUUUGGAUAUGAAGCUCCAAACUUGAGAAAGCUUGCCGACAAGGUUGCAGCUGCAGGGUUCUAUGUGGUGGUUCCUGAUUUCUUCUAUGGCGAUCCCUUUGCACCUGAAAACUCUGAAAGGCCUGUAAUGGUUUGGAUAAAAGAUCAUGGAGCAGAUAAGGGUUUUGAGGAUGUAAAGCCAGUAGUUGAUGCUUUGAAAAGUAAAGGAAUAUCAGCAAUUGGGGCUGCUGGUUUCUGUUGGGGUGCUCAAGUUGUGGUUCAAUUAGCAAACACUGGGCUUAUUCAGGCAGCUGUGCUGUUACAUCCAUCAUUUGUCAGUGUGGAUGAUAUCAAAGGUGUUAAGGCUCCCAUUGCAGUGCUAGGUGCUGAGAUGGACCAAAUUUCUCCACCUUCACUCUUGAAACAGUUUGAAGAUGCCUUGAAUGCUAAGCCUGAGGUUGAUAGCUAUGUGAAGAUAUUUCCUAAAGUGGCACAUGGUUGGACAGUGAGGUAUGAUGUCAAUGAUGAAGCAGCUGUGAAGCCUGCAGAUGAAGCUCAUGCAGAUUUGUUGGCGUGGUUUGCCAAGUAUGUCAAGUGAGAAACCUACCAUAUAAUGUAGUUAGUGUGUGACGUACCGUCGGUUAUAUUGUAGUUUUUAUUAUAGCCCUUGUGUGUUUGUUAAGAAUAAAGGUAGAAGUUUUUAUGUAUUCGUACUUUAAUCUUAUUGUGUGAGAUGAAACAUUUCCUAGAUGAACGAUUCCAUAAGUGGAUAAUGUGUAAUCCUGUAUGCUCUUUGAAACUAAUGGAAUCUCCAUGGCAUGGCUUGUGUACUGAAUUGUAUCCUUGGUUUUUGCUGUGGAGGUCAUGGCAUAA
Rubroshorea leprosula is the source of this 1042-nucleotide messenger RNA. NCBI's taxonomy places the organism in Eukaryota, Viridiplantae, Streptophyta, Magnoliopsida, Malvales, Dipterocarpaceae. The record is from the annotation of a GenBank genome assembly.